This is a messenger RNA of Drepanopeziza brunnea f. sp. 'multigermtubi' MB_m1, 1044 nucleotides long. RefSeq lists its product as uncharacterized. The record is from RefSeq and is a predicted model, not a curated record. Lineage: Eukaryota; Fungi; Ascomycota; Leotiomycetes; Helotiales; Drepanopezizaceae.
AUGCCAACCUUUUGGAAUCGCUUCCCUCCACCAAGGGAAAACCACGGACCUAUAACAUCAAAAUGGUUGAUCUUCUAUCAAUUCUUUAAGGGCAAAAGUACCCAGGUGUCCCGGGUUGGUGAUACCGACGUGGCGCGGCCAGGUCAGAUAUUUUUCAAAUUAAAUCCGUGGAUACUGACGAUUGCAAGCUUCUUAAUCGGUCUCUUGAUACUUUUCAAAGCUGAAUCCUUAUACCACGGUACAGGCCUAAGUAUUACCCCUCGAGGGUGCCUUAGAAGUUUAGUUUCCACUUUAAACCCCCUGUUUUCCAUACCCUCGAGGGGUAAUACUUACGCCUGCGACGUAAUGAAUAGAGAAGAAUCAAUCAGAGGAGAGAUAUAUAUCCUUUCUUCUACUUCAGAACGAAUUGACAAUCCUUUCCUUUAUCCGCUUCUUUGGCAAGCUUGUUCCCCUUCAGCUCAAGCAAUAAGAGAACUUCUCGGCUAUAUAACCGUUACCCCAGAAGAAGCCAUGAAUAUCAAUUCUUUCCGCACUCUAUCUGGAUUCGGUCUGCAAAAACAAGGUAUGAUAGGAGAAGGUAUUUACUUUAGACUAGAAAUUGAAGCUUGGGGUUGGGACGAGGUGGGACCCAGAUGGUAUUGUGUUGCCGAUGCCCAUAGGGGUAAGAUGGACAAGGUGGAAAAAGUCUAUAUCCCAGAACUUUGGCCAAAGCCGAUUGAGAAUGGUGUGUAUUUGAUGACCGCAUUAUGGAACCGAGGCGAAGACGCUAUCAGGGAGUUUAUCCUCAAUUUAUUUGAUAGAAGGAAAAACCCCGACAAAGUAAUACGCUUCUCAAGGAUCCCAAAUUUCGGUUGGGAUAUGCAGAUGCUCAUUCCAACUUAUUACCUGCAAAAUGAAGAGUUGGGUAUAAAGAGUACAUGCUUUGAAACAAGGGAAGCCCUAAAAGAUUAUUCGAACAAGCCUGCUGAUUGGAGCAGAUGGAUUAGUACUGAAAAUCCUGGGGACUUGGACAUUAAUACUCAGGAUCUACCCGAGCAUCCUUGA